UCCUUAAAGGGGCCGUGCCCCAGGGACCGCAGAGUGAAGCUGGUGGAGGGUGCCUGAUCUAACCGCUGCCAGGGGCAGGCGGUACGGCGCACCAUGUACACAAUCACCAAGGGGCCCAGCAAGCUGGUCCGGCGAGCUCCUGAAAUGCCGGCAGCCCGCGCCGCCGACCGCGCUUCCCGCGCGCGAGCAGCCCUCGGCACAGUCUCAGGGACCCUGGCCACUGGCAAGUGCCCCUCUCACCUGAGGAGGAACCCAGAGCGGCGUGGGCCACCUGAGCCCAGGAAGGCGAGCAGGCCUACCGGGACCGCGAGUGCCUGGCGGAGUGGCAGUUCAGGGCCAAGGCUUGUGUUCAAUCGAGUGAAUGGCAGGCGGCCCCUCACCACACCCACAUCCCUCGAGGGAACCCAAGAGACCUACACACUGGCCCACGAGGAGAACGUCCGAUUUGUGUCCGAAGCCUGGCAGCAGGUAGAGCGACAACUGGAUGGCGGCCCUGCCGAUGAGAGUGCCCCACGGCCUGUGCAGUAUGUGGAGAACACUCCUGAUCCCCGGCUGCAGAACUUUGUACCUAUUGACCUGGAUGAGUGGUGGGCACAACAGUUCCUGGCUAGAAUCACCAACUGUUCCUAACACCUGACCAGGAAGGAAUGCUGCCAUAGUGGACCCUUUGUCCGAAGAGGACCAUGGUGCGCCGGUCCACCUUGUGGCCUGGCUGGGUACCGGCCACACCUGAAGUGCCAACAUUUGGACUUUUGCACCUGUUGUUCCCUUGGCUUGGCUAUCCCAAGCUGCCAGAGCCAGAGGCCAAACCUGUCUAACCUCAAUCCUGCUCACUGUGCCCAGGGACCAGCCCCUGGGGCUGGCAGGGAGGAGCCCAGGCUAAUAAAGUUGAAAAACUGCC
Molecule: messenger RNA, 901 nt
Organism: Cricetulus griseus (Chinese hamster)
Lineage: Eukaryota; Metazoa; Chordata; Mammalia; Rodentia; Cricetidae
Source: RefSeq, a predicted model, not a curated record